Daucus carota subsp. sativus is the source of this 1988-nucleotide messenger RNA. RefSeq names its product pentatricopeptide repeat-containing protein At5g66520-like. The transcript has a single exon. Gene Ontology annotation, cellular component: intracellular membrane-bounded organelle. Gene Ontology annotation, molecular function: zinc ion binding; RNA binding; protein binding. NCBI's taxonomy places the organism in Eukaryota, Viridiplantae, Streptophyta, Magnoliopsida, Apiales, Apiaceae. Bases 71 to 1939 code for a protein of 622 amino acids. The record is from RefSeq and is a predicted model, not a curated record. Gene Ontology annotation, biological process: RNA modification.
AAAAAAUCUACAGUAUUGAAAUGUGUUCAUUUCAUUCUUAUCUGCAAAAUUUAAACAGGCUAACGUAGUCAUGUACGCACCACUGUCUUGUACAGUCCAACGUUGUAGCUUCCAGUUGCCCAUUUCAGACAGCCCCGGGUCGGAUCUUUUGCACAGCUUUAGAUCCCCAUUUGAACUUAAGCAACUCCAUGCUCACAUAAUAAAAGCUAAUGCCCCUCUCUCUGUUCUUCCACUCGCCCGAGUUGGCUCAGUCUGUGCAUUCACUUCAAGCUUUAGUUACGCUCAUCGAAUCAUUCAGCGUUCGGGGAAGCCAGAGAUUGUUGUUUGGAACACUUGUUUGAAGUCUUUGGCUGAGAGUGAUUCUCCAAAUGAUGCCGUUGUGUUGUUUUAUAAAUUGCGAGAAUUCGAUGUUUUGCCCGAUAGUUUUACGUGUUCUUUUGUGCUUAAAGCUUGUUCGAAGAUUUUAGAUGUUUUGAAUGGGAGGAUUGUUCACGGGGUGGUUGUGAAACUUGGGUUUGAGUGGAAUUUGUUUCUGCUGAACACGAUUGUUCAUUUGUAUGGGGCGGGUGGGGCGAUGAGGGAUGCGAGGUUGUUGUUUGAUAAAAUGCCUGAGAGAGAUGUUGUGACGUGGAAUACGAUGAUAACGCAGUUGGUGAAAAGGGGAGAUGUUGAUGGAGGGUAUGAGUUGUUUUUAAGAAUGCCGGAGAGAAGUGUGAGGUCGUGGACUGGUAUGAUUGCGGGUUUUGUUCAGAGUGGGAGGCCGAAGGAAGCUGUUGGUAUCUUUACGCAAAUGGAAGAAGCUGGAUUGAGGCCUAAUGAGGUGACGGUUGCUGCUGUUCUUUCGGCCUGUGCAGAUUUAGGCGCUCUUGAUCUUGGCGAGAGGCUUCAUAAUUACUCCAAUCGAAGUGGGUUUAGGAGAAAUAUUCGUAUUUGCAACACUUUGAUUGAUAUGUACAUCAAAUGUGGAUGCUUGGAAGCUGCUCGCGAGGUCUUUGAUGAGAUUGAGGAGCGAGAUAUUGUGUCAUGGUCGGCUAUGAUCCAGGGGCUCGCGAUAUAUGGACAAGGUGAGGAUGCUUUAAACAUUUUCAAUGAAAUGAUUCACAAGGGAAUCAAGCCUAAUGAGGUCACUUUUGUCGGCCUCCUACAUGCUUGUAGCCAUAUGGGUCAAGUAGACGAGGGUCGCAAGUUUUUUGUUAGCAUGAGGAGAGACUAUGGGAUAACUCCUCGGAUCGAGCAUUAUGGUUGUAUGGUUGAUCUCUUGAGUAGGGCAGGGUUACUUGCAGAAGCUCAUGAAUUUAUCAGAAACAUGCCUAUCAAGCCAAAUGCGGUUGUAUGGGGAGCUUUCCUCGGUGGAUGCAAGGUUCACAAGAACAUUGAAAUGGCUGAAGAAGCAAUCAAACACCUCAUUAAACUAGAUCCACUUAAUGACGGAUACUAUGUUGUUCUGUCAAAUAUUUAUGCAGGAGCAAAGAGGUGGGAGGACACCGUAAGAGUGAGGAAGCUGAUGAGAGACAACGGAGCCAAAAAGAAACCCGGGUGGAGUUCAAUCACAGUAGACAGUACAAUUCAUGAAUUUGUUGCUGGUGACGAGACUCAUCCUCAGAUUGAGGAGAUACACAAGAGGUGGGAUAGAUUAUUGGAAGAAAUGAGAAGCAAAGGUUACGUCCCUGAUACGUCUGUUGUUCUGCUAGAUAUUGAAGAGCACGAGAAGGAAAGAUUUCUAUACCGACAUAGUGAAAAGUUAGCACUAGUUUUUGGGCUAAUGAACACACCAGCUGGAACUCCAAUUAGGAUCAUGAAGAAUCUCCGUGUUUGCGAGGAUUGCCAUGCUGCACUGAAACUCAUAUCGGAGAUUGUAAACCGGGAAAUUAUUGUUCGUGAUAGAAACAGGUUUCAUUGUUUUGCAGACGGUUCUUGUUCUUGUACAGAUUACUGGUAACUGAUCGAUGCAGAUGCAUAAAUGUAUCAUGUUUCAUUUAUUUUGUUCA